Messenger RNA from Phoenix dactylifera (date palm), 645 nucleotides. Its product is annotated as transcription factor SRM1-like. The record is from RefSeq and is a predicted model, not a curated record. NCBI's taxonomy places the organism in Eukaryota, Viridiplantae, Streptophyta, Magnoliopsida, Arecales, Arecaceae. Gene Ontology annotation, molecular function: DNA binding.
UACGCCGCAUCUUUAAAUCUCUCUCUCAACGGAGGAUUUGGAUUUGCGUUUGAUGUGAUGGAGUUCUUCCGCCGGUGGACGCGGGAGGAGGACAAGGCGUUCGAGAGGGCGCUGGUGGCGAUUCCUGAGGGAGCACCGAAUCGGUGGUUGCUGAUCGCGGCGCAGGUUCCCGGGAGGAGCCCGGGGGAGGUGUGGGAACGCUACCGGCUGCUGGUAAACGAUCUCGAGAUGAUCGAGCGCGGGGAGGUGGAGACGCCCUGGCAAUGGGACGACGACGACUACAACAACGCCGACGACGACGACGACGCGGGCGAGAGCUCCGACGCCCCUGGGACCUCCAACGCCCGCCGUCGCCAGAUCUCCUUCAGCCGGGGCCGCGGCGAGGAGCGCCGCCGGGGGAUCCCCUGGACGGAAGAGGAGCACCGGUUGUUUUUGGACGGGCUGGCCAAGUUUGGGAGGGGUGAUUGGAGGAACAUUUCGAGGUGGGCGGUGAAAACAAGGACGCCAUCUCAAGUGGCCAGCCAUGCUCAGAAAUACUUCAUGCGCCAGGGCCACAAUGCUAGCAAUAAAGAGUCUAAGAGAAAGAGCAUCCAUGACAUCACGAAUCCUUGAAAAAAUCAUAUAGCAAGUCAAUCUCUUUCAUUC